UCAAAAAAUUUCAAACCCACCAAUCGGCCGACCCCAACGGCAACUCCCCAUCUCCCCACUUUCAACUCGCCCCACGUCUCCGCGACCGCGACGCCGCCGUUUCAUCAGCUCGUCGUCCCUCGAUCGCUCCCACAAGGACACCGCACGCUCGCAGAGGCCAUGGAUCCCCACCCCACCCCCUUCCCAGGGAAGCGCCGGCUGGCUGCCGCUCCCGCGCCGCUGGCGUUGAAGGCGGCGGCGCCCAAACCCAAGUCUAUUGCCGCAGCGCGCGCGACGAGGAUGGCCAAGAGGUCGCCGACGGGAAACGCCACCGCCGCCCCACAACCACGGCCGCCACGGCGCGCUUUUGGUACCACCAGGAGCAACAACGUCCCGGUCGAGAAGCCAGCUCCGCCGCUGCAGAAGCCUUCGAAGGUAUCGCCGCCGCCGCCGAAGAAGCCUUCUAAGCUGUCGCCGCCGCCGUUGCUCAAACCUUCGAAAACAUCGCCACCAGCAGUGCAGAAGCCUUCUAAGCUGUCGCCACCAGCAACGCAGAAGCCUUCGAAGCUGUCGCCGCCGAAUCCGGUCAGGGCGACGAAGCCGUCCAAGUUUGCCGCAAAGCCCCUGAAGAAAGUCGCCCCGGGUGCGGAUCUGGAGGCGAAGGCCAAGAAGAGGAGCCAGCGAGUGAGCUUCCAGGAGGCUGAAGUGGGGGCGGCGGCCCCCAGGAGUGGAGAGAAGGCGAAAGCUUAUGCUGACGACGCGGCUGGGCACACGCCGAUGGUGGCUAUGAGAGCCGCAGAGAAGCCAGCAAACGUUUUGGCUGCAGAGACGCCCUUCUUUAGCGCGCAGAAUUGCAGCAGUUGCACGGUCGACCAGCUUGAGUCAGCUACAUACUGGCUAGCCCAGAUCCGUUUGGCUGAGUCUGUUGGGAAACACUGGGUUGCUGCAGCAUUCUUUCGCCUUGCGUUUGAGUGCCAAGCUCAGCCAAUUCACAGGAUCCAAAGUGAGCUCCGGAGUUACGCAGUGCGCCAUGAGAGUGCUGGCACUUUGACCCCUUUAUUUGAUGAGCUUCUCACUGCUCAUGGCAUGCCAGUGAACCAACCAAAGUUUGACGUUGAUGGUUGUGAGAAGAUAGAUACGCCUAUAGCAAAUGCAGUAGACAAAAACACUGACACUGCCACACUUAAAGUAGAUGAGUGCCUGGAAUGUGACUCUGGUGACGAUCUUAUUGAUGUGGGUGUCAUCAUUGCUGACAAGCAUGAUGAGGAUGCCAUGGGCCAACCAGACUUUCAGAGGAAACUGGACGAAAGUUUUGAGUUUGAUGACUCUGAGGCUGUGAUUGUGGAGCAGUUCGAUGAAGAAAACUUUGAUCUAUUGAAGAACAUCGAGAUUAAAGUUCCUUGUAGCAAUGAAUCAAUCCAGCCAGCAUGCAGAUCCUCCACUGAAAAAUUGAGCCCGAGAGAAUCUGUAGUAGCAAUGGAUUCUUCUUCUGGACACCUCUCAUUGGAUAAGCUUUCAGAAAAAUUGUCUCCCGGCAUGGGGAGUUCAUCCUCAAAGCGUUUAUCUUCUGUUAGCUCUUUUGACAAGAAGUCUCCAUUGUCGUCGGAGAGGCUAACAUCUAGUUGCCCUUCUUAUAAAAAGUCUGCUUUCACUAGAGACCUAUCUUCAAAGCAGAUGGUAUCUGGAAGCCAUUCUGAUGUGAAGCCCAAUGCUAUUGCUGGAGUUCCUGAUCAUGAGAGCAAAGUGAUUCAAGAUGUGGCAUCAGAGUGUCCUGCUUUAUUUUAUCAGCUUGAGUCCAGAGGACCCGUGGAUGCUGCUGCCAAUUAUGAGAUGCAUUAGCAACUGGAGCUGGAGUCAUGUAGUGUGUGCUUGUACAUGUAGUUCAUUUUUAGUCUGGAGCUUUCUUUGUUUGCUUCCGUCUGGGAAUAGGAUCAUCUGUGCGCUUGCCACCGGGUAUGGUUUUCUUUAACCAGUCCAAGAACGUGAUGUUGUGAACAAAGGUCGUCAUUCUCAGAUGACCUCUGGGGAUUUUUCCCCCUUCCGUUUACUUCGUAUGUUAGUAUGCUUGCUUAGCAUAACAGAGUUGUGGUCUCUAUCUGUUUAACUUUAAUGUGGGAAUCAUUGAAACCUUUGUGGUAUCGACUUUGUUGUAAUAUGUGUCAUUAUCACUUGAAAAGUGCUACAAUGCAAAACGUUGUCA
Messenger RNA from Setaria italica (foxtail millet), 2179 nucleotides. RefSeq names its product nascent polypeptide-associated complex subunit alpha, muscle-specific form. The record is from RefSeq and is a predicted model, not a curated record. Bases 160 to 1818 code for a protein of 552 amino acids. The transcript has 6 exons. NCBI's taxonomy places the organism in Eukaryota, Viridiplantae, Streptophyta, Magnoliopsida, Poales, Poaceae.